AUGAUAAAUGCAGAAAUUGAAUCGGAGGGUAAUGAUAAAAUUCUUCCAUUUAGAAAAGUGAGAAUUGCUGGAAAGAAGGAACCUAUUUUAAAGCAACCAUGUACUGGGUCGUUAUUAGCAAAUAAUACUAAUUUUACACCUCGUAGUAUUUUAGAAUUACCAGGAUCUAUGAGAGGAUUAAAAAAGGUGGAUGCCGAAGAAAAUGUUACUAGUUAUUAUGAUGUUAAUAGAGUUUGGACUGAUAAGAGCACAGAAGUGAUACCAAAGUUAUCAGAUGAUGAUGCUAACUAUUUGUACAAACAAUUAUCGGAAACAUUAUCAGAAAAUCAAAUCAUGUUUUUCAGAGAUUUAUUCAUGUCUUUGAAAGUUUAUCAUGAUGAUGGUACUGGUAUUAGUGCUCCUCAAUUAUAUCACAAAAUUAGAUAUUUCAUUGGUACUGAUAGAAUUUUCAAAGCAACACCAAAGUUGAAGGUUGUAAAUGCAAAACAAUCUGGAGGUUUUGAAGAAAAGAAGAAUGCCACAAGUGAAAUUUUCGAUCCAGAUGCAAGUUAUGCCUAUGAUGUUGAUUUGGAAUUAUAUAUUGAUCCAAAGAUUGUGGAUAAAAGUGUUGAAAUGGAAAGAGAAGUUGAAGGAUGUUUGAGUUUUAAGAAUGAAUAUUUAUUUUUAAUGAGAAGUAAGGAAAUUGAGGUAGAAUACAUUAACAUGUUCGGAGUUAAACAAAGAAAAACAUUAGACGGAUUUUCUGCUCGUGUUUUCCAACAUGAAUUCGACCAUCUUGAGGGAAUUAACAUGUUUGACCGUGUGGUUGACAAGAAAAAGGACAGAUACGUAUAUGGUGAAGAUGUCUACAAUUAUCUGGAUGAGCUUGGUAACCUGCGGCCAGAAUUUAAAUAA
Messenger RNA from Naegleria gruberi, 894 nucleotides. RefSeq lists its product as uncharacterized. The record is from RefSeq and is a predicted model, not a curated record. Gene Ontology annotation, molecular function: peptide deformylase activity. Bases 1 to 894 code for a protein of 297 amino acids. Lineage: Eukaryota; Heterolobosea; Eutetramitea; Acrasida; Naegleriidae. Gene Ontology annotation, cellular component: mitochondrion. The transcript has a single exon. Gene Ontology annotation, biological process: peptidyl-methionine modification.